Trichomonas vaginalis G3 is the source of this 2343-nucleotide messenger RNA. RefSeq lists its product as uncharacterized. The record is from RefSeq and is a predicted model, not a curated record. Bases 1 to 2343 code for a protein of 780 amino acids. The transcript has a single exon. Lineage: Eukaryota; Parabasalia; Trichomonadida; Trichomonadidae.
AUGCUCAAAACCAUCGGUGACUCAGCAUUCAGUGGUUGUUCAAAACUUUCUUCAAUUGACUUCACAAACUGUGAACUUCUACAAACAAUCAAGUCAUCUGCAUUUAGAGACUGUUCUAGUCUAUCUCAAGUCGUUCUUCCUCAAAAUCUGACUGUAAUUUCAUCUUGGUUAUUUUCGCGAUGCAAAUUUUCCACAAUAUCCAUCCCAAACUCAAUAAAGGUUAUAGACUACAAUUCAUUUAGAUAUUCUAAGGAACUCCGUUCAAUUAUUAUAAGCCCGGAUUCAAAGUUAACUAGAAUCAAUGAUCAAUCUUUUGAAGAAACAUCCAUAGAACAGAUUUACAUUCCAAAGGAUUUAUUAUAUAUACCUAUUACGGCUCUUCCAUUCUCCACGACACUAAAAGAGAUAAUUUGUGAUCCAAAUAAUCAACAUUAUACAUCGGAAGAUGGUGUAUUUUACAAUAAAGCCAAAACAGUAAUUCUUCUCUACUUAAAAAACAACCGUUCUUCAUUAAUUUUCCCAGAUUCAGUUGAGUCGGUUUCAGGUUAUGCAUUUUCUGGAUCACCAAUUGAAAAUAUAUCUUUCAACUCAAAAUUACGAACAAUCUCGUCGUUUUCAUUUGAAUAUACACAUCUAAUCAAUAUUUCAAUUCCAGAUUCAGUGACAAGUCUUGGCGCAAAUGCAUUUUCUGGAUGCAAAUAUCUUGAGAUUGUUAUUGUUGGUGCCAGAAUUACUGUUAUUCCUCAAAGUUGCUUUCAAAAUUCUAAUAUUACAAAUAUAAUUUUCAAAGGAAACAUAACAACAAUCGAAACAUCGGCAUUUUCUGAAUGCUACAAUUUGAAACGUGUUGAACUUCCAAAAAGUCUUUCAAAGAUUUCAGGUUCAUGUUUCCCAACCAAUGUUGAACUUGUUUUCCCAGAAGAUUCUCUACUUUCUAUUGAUUCACAGGGGCUUUUAUACAAUCAACAUAAAACAAUUAUAUUUCAAAGACUGAGUGAACUGGAGAGCUACAGCAUUCCAGAUUCAGUUGAAGAGAUAUCAGCAGGAGCCUUUGGAGAUUUAUCAAAUUUGAAAACAAUCAAUUUCACUUCAAAUUCCAAUUUGACAAAAAUUGGAAAUUCUGCUUUUGCCAGAUGUUACAAUCUUAUUAACAUAAGUUUUCCUGCUUCACUUAAAACCAUUGAAGGUUAUGCUUUUUUUCUGUGGACAUCGUUAAAAACAAUAAAUUUUCCAGAUAGUUUAACUUUCCUUAAUUAUUACGCGUUUAGAGAUUGUUCAGGUUUAGUUGAAGUUCACUUUAGAAGUGUUGCUAUAUUACAAGGAUAUGUAUUUAUGAGAUGUGGACGAUUAGAAUCAAUCACAAUUGAAGGAUCAUGUGGUGUUAUACUUGGUGCUCAAAAUUUCUAUGAAUGUGGAAAAGUGAAAACAGUAAAAAUGACUAAUGUUACAUAUAUUGGAGAUGGUUGUUUUUCUUCAUGUCCAUCAUUACAAACAAUUGAGAUUCCCGAUACAAUUCAAAAUAUUGGUGUUCGUGCAUUUUUUAGUUCAGGAGUUGAAAACAUAACAUUUUUAGGAAAUCCACCAAUUAAGCAAAUUGGAGCGAACACAUUUAAUGGAGCAUCUAAACUUCGAUACAUCACAUUACCUCAAUCCAUCGAAGAAAUAGGAACUAAUGCAUUUGAGUCUACAAAUAUAUCAACAUUCACAGUUCCACAUGAUACAAAGUCAAUCUCAGACUAUGCAUUCAAAAACUGUAAGAAUCUUGAUACAUUCAUUAUUGGUGAAAACAGUUCAUUCAAAUCACUUGGUUACUUUGUUUUCGAAGGAUGUACAUCACUUCGUCAAUUUGUUUGCAACGACAGCAUGUACUUCACAGUCGACAGCAAUGCUCUUUUCGAUAAGAAUAAGACAGUACUUGUCUGCUUCCCUCCCGCAUCACCAUACAAGUUCUUCUAUAUCCCAUCUUCAAUCAGAAAUAUCCCAGCAGGUGCAUUCCUCGGAUGCAAGAACCUUGUCAACAUCCUCAUCCCAGAUAACUCAGUUGAAACCAUCUACCGCUAUGCAUUUGCAGAUUGUACAUCUCUCACUCACAUCAACAUCCCUAUUUGUGUCCAAACUAUCCAGACACAUGCAUUCUCUAACUGCAUCCAUCUCACAUGUGGCAUUGACAUAGAGAACACAACAGAAUCAUUUCUUGAACAUCUUUAUCGAGAAUGUCAUCUUAAUCGUGACUCUAUCAAAUCAUGCAGCAUCAUCACAUGCAAGAAGUCUAAUCACUACAGAUAUUUCACAUCCUUCUAUGUCUUCGCACUUAGUGAAGGUACUAAACUCGGCUUAUUUUAA